AUGUCGGACGAAAUUCGCGGAUGGCUCUAUGGAUGGCUUGGCAAGAGAAAGCUUGGUACGCCGGCCUACAAUACCAUGCCAAUGGCAACACGCGGUGGCAAACCACGCUUCAAAUGUGAACUUCGUGUACCAGGACAGCCCCACGUUGGUUUGGGUAUUUCGGCGAACAAAAAAGAUGCGGCAACCAAUGCGGCACGUGAUUUCGCGCAAUUUCUUAUUCGGCAAAAAUUGCUCGAUCCAGCUGAACUUCCCGCACUUACGUCAACAACAAAUUUGGAUGCGUCAGGUUGGGGUACCGGUGCUGAUGGAACCCUGGAGGGUCCUGGUAGCCUGGUGAAGAAGUCGGAAGAUCUCAUGAAGGCAUCAAAUGGCGAAAAUCGAUACCCAGAAAUGGAUACACCAUUUGUACCACCGCCAAAGGUCAAAACGGAGCACGAACGCUACAUAGAGCAGAAAGCGGAAGAGAUUGCGCAGGUACCAUUGAUCAUUUCGCUUCUUUUGCAGCACUUGUUACUUGAAAUGGCUGUUAGUUCAUCUUUGUUAUAGUA
Messenger RNA from Gongylonema pulchrum, 548 nucleotides. NCBI's taxonomy places the organism in Eukaryota, Metazoa, Nematoda, Chromadorea, Rhabditida, Gongylonematidae. The record is from the annotation of a GenBank genome assembly.